Periophthalmus magnuspinnatus is the source of this 1265-nucleotide messenger RNA. It is a transcript of the gene pitx2, whose product is annotated as paired-like homeodomain 2. Gene Ontology annotation, cellular component: nucleus. Lineage: Eukaryota; Metazoa; Chordata; Actinopteri; Gobiiformes; Gobiidae. The transcript is spliced from 4 exons. Gene Ontology annotation, molecular function: DNA-binding transcription factor activity, RNA polymerase II-specific; RNA polymerase II cis-regulatory region sequence-specific DNA binding. The coding region runs from base 427 to 1230 and encodes 267 amino acids. The record is from RefSeq and is a predicted model, not a curated record. Gene Ontology annotation, biological process: regulation of transcription by RNA polymerase II; anatomical structure morphogenesis.
AAACCCGGGGUCCCUCUCUCCUUUAGCUGCUCCUCUGCGCUCUAAAAGACAGCGAGGGAAAAAUGCGCCACUAUCGGAGCGUCUUUCAAGCAGGGAAAAGUUAACGACACGACUCCCAUCCGAGCUACGAAGACGACAACACACCCCGUGAAAUAAGCGACACAAGAACUAGAUAGAUUGAGCCAUCGAUUUGUUAUUUAUUUAUUGUUUUGGAUAACGUUGCCGCAGGAGUCCCGUUCAGUCGCUCCUUGGACUUUGAUAACGUUUUACUCCCCCCCCACCCCCCAAAACUGCUUUCUUUCCUUGGGAUUAAAAUUUUCCAACUUGAGCGCACAUACGAGCAGAGAGAAGAGUUGAGAGAGACACGGCAGUUUUUUUGGAGAGAGAUUUCCAAAACAAACAAAAAAACAAAAAAAACCCGCAUUGAUGGAGUCCCACUGCCGCAAACUGGCGUCAACGUGCGCACAGAUUGAGAAGGAGAAGGUUCUGAACAAAGCCGACGACUCCUCGGAUGACCCGUCCAAGAAGAAGCGCCAGCGGCGGCAGAGGACGCACUUCACCAGCCAGCAGCUGCAGGAGCUGGAGGCCACCUUCCAGAGGAACCGCUACCCGGACAUGAGCACCCGGGAGGAGAUCGCCGUUUGGACCAACCUGACGGAGGCCCGCGUCAGGGUGUGGUUCAAGAACAGACGAGCCAAGUGGAGGAAGCGCGAGCGGAACCAGCAAGCCGAGCUGUGCAAGAACGGCUUCGGCCCGCAGUUCAACGGACUCAUGCAGCCGUACGACGACAUGUACCCGAGCUACACGUACAACAACUGGGCCGCCAAAGGUCUCACGUCCGCCUCGCUGUCCACCAAGAGCUUCCCUUUCUUCAACUCCAUGAACGUAAACCCGCUCUCCUCUCAGACCAUGUUCUCCCCGCCCAACUCCAUUUCCUCCAUGACACCCAGCAUGGUGCCGUCGGCGGUCACGGGGGUCCCGGGUUCGAGUCUCAACAGCCUCAACAACUUGAACAACCUCAGUAACCCGUCACUCAACACGGGAGUGCCCACGCCCGCCUGUCCUUACGCGCCCCCCACGCCGCCCUACGUGUACCGGGACACUUGUAACUCCAGUCUGGCCAGCCUCAGACUCAAAGCCAAGCAGCACUCGAGCUUCGGAUACGCCAGCGUGCAGAACCCCGCCACCAAUCUGAGCGCGUGCCAGUACGCCGUGGACAGACCGGUCUAAUAGAGAGCUAUACACUGCAAAAAAAAAAAAAAAAA